Messenger RNA from Spea bombifrons (plains spadefoot toad), 2266 nucleotides. RefSeq names its product RAB5A, member RAS oncogene family (gene RAB5A). Gene Ontology annotation, molecular function: GTP binding; GTPase activity. NCBI's taxonomy places the organism in Eukaryota, Metazoa, Chordata, Amphibia, Anura, Pelobatidae. Bases 259 to 909 code for a protein of 216 amino acids. The record is from RefSeq and is a predicted model, not a curated record. The transcript has 6 exons.
CAUGAUGUCGUCAUUUUGGUCAUGUGAUCGGGCCAGACCGGAGCCAUCGGGCAGCCCAGGAACCUGGCAGAGAACCGAGACGCGAUAGAGGGAAAGAGAAAAGGAGAGGCUUCCGGGCGGGCACCGCUCACAUGAUAUGGUCGUGAGUGCUCGGCUGAUAUUAUCAGAAGGAUAGAAGAGCCCGGAACCACAUCAUCGUUUUAUUUUUUACUGGAAUUUUUGAACAGAUAAAAGACUCUUUUGUGACAGAGUUUAACUAUGGCUAGCCGAGGAGGUGCCACCAGACCCAACGGACCAAACGCUGGGAAUAAAAUCUGUCAGUUCAAGCUUGUCCUUUUGGGAGAGUCUGCUGUUGGGAAGUCCAGCCUGGUUCUCCGCUUUGUAAAGGGACAGUUUCAUGAAUUCCAAGAGAGCACAAUUGGAGCUGCUUUCCUAACCCAGACUGUCUGUCUUGAUGACACAACAGUGAAAUUUGAAAUUUGGGACACAGCUGGCCAGGAAAGAUAUCAUAGUUUAGCUCCAAUGUACUACAGGGGUGCCCAAGCUGCAAUAGUUGUAUAUGACAUCACAAAUGAGGAGUCAUUUGCCAGAGCAAAAAACUGGGUUAAAGAGCUCCAGAGACAAGCAAGCCUCAACAUUGUUAUAGCUUUAUCUGGUAACAAGGCAGAUUUGGCCUCCAAGCGAGCUGUGGACUUCCAAGAAGCGCAGGCUUAUGCUGAUGAUAACAGUUUGUUGUUCAUGGAGACAUCUGCCAAGACAUCGGUGAACGUGAAUGAAAUAUUCAUGGCAAUAGCCAAAAAGCUUCCGAAGACGGAACCACAGACUGGAGGCGGAAACACCGUAAGAGGAAGAGGAGUAGAUCUUACCGAGACUGCACAACCUAGCAAAAGUCAAUGCUGUAGUAACUAACCUUUAUGUCUCACACAACCUGUAUUGAUAUUCUCUUGCUUCCUAAUUGUUAAUAACAAUUGAGUGUUUAACCUUUUCUUGGCUUUUGAGCCAGCCCUUCAGUGCGACGCGUUGCGAUUCCCUUUUGGGAGUGAGUUAAUCUUGGCCCAAUGAAAUGUAAAAACAAAAAAUCUUGCUAAGUCGUUUCAUCACUUACACUGAAUUCCUUUACUGCUGAAUCUGGUUUUUAACACGCAUGCGUUACUUUCUGUAAAGCGUUCCGUUGCAGUAGGCUGGGAAAGCGUACUGACCUAUUAAACCAUCAUCUCUAAGAUAUAAAAAGAAACUAAUUUCAACUGUAGUGAGCAUUAUCAAACAUUUGACUUGCUUAACGCUUGAAGUGCUAGAGGACUGAUAAGGUCUUUGAAAUUUAAAUUUCUUUCUACUGUCCCUUGAUGUCCUAACUCUGUCCUUGGGUGAGUUGAUGGUCCUCCCAGUGGCACAUCCAUUAAACCGUAAUGGGGAAAUUGCAGUGAUUUAUAACCCCCAGUGGAAUUUUUUUUUUUUUUUAAAAAGGUUUUGUUUUAAGUUGUUACUUUUUUAAUGCUAUUAGAAGCAGGGUAUAAAACCUUUUUUUGCAUUAUUCAUUCAAACCACCUUUAAUACAACACAGCCCAAAUAUACAUUCCACUUAAUUUACCUGUUGAAUUACUGUUCACCAACUUUCACAAGAAAAUGGCAACUGCAGUUGUUUCUUCCACUUUGAUUUUCUUUUUAUGGUAAAACUACAACAUGGAAAUCAUGUUAAUAUGAAAUCCUAUGGACAAAUAUUCAGUGAUGAAUUUGAGAUGUAAUUUGUUUUCCACAUCCAUGGUACAGUGGCAUCCUAGUAUUGGUUUUAUGGUGUUAUGGGGAUUUUCUUUUUCAUCUUGCUCAACAAAAUACAACCUCUCCAUGAUCUAACAAUCAUGUACUCCAUUUAGUUAUAAAAUCAGAUGGUAAAUUGUAUUGUAAAUAGGGUACUGAAUUGUAGUCUUCAUUUAUGUUUAAUAUGUCCUGUUUGUAAGAUUUUGGUUAAAAUUGUACAGUUACUAAAAUGAUGAAAUAAAAAACGCUAAUGUUUUUCUUCUAUCCUGAUUUACAUGGCUACCUGCAUUUCAUUUUAACACUGUAACAAUUGAUUUGCUAUGUGUAUUAAAGAAAGGUGUAACAUUUAAGGGUUUAAAUGUGUUGAAAAAAAAAUGUAUAAUCCUUCACAGAACUGAACCAUUUUUGCAGGCAUUAAACUAAAAGAACAGAUAUGAUUUAAAGCUUUGAUUCAGUCUCAAGUUUAUUGCUGAUGGAAUAUUUUUAAGUAAGAAUAAAAUUCUUAAAUUAC